UGGUGGGGUGUUCGCCUGGCAAGGGGCAACGACCGAACGGCAAGAUGACGAGGAGAGUUAAUGCGCGGGGCGCAGUGAAACAACUGUGACACACAACGCUCUCUCUGGUCUUGCUCCCGGAAGGAGGGAGGGAGGAGGAAACACAGAACGACCAGAGAGAGGAGAGAGGACGAGGAGGAGAGGAGCGGAGAGAAGAGCAGGGGAGGGUGGGCAGGGGAGAGGGAGGGGAGGGGAGGGGAGGGGAGCAGCUGGAGGAGGAGCUGCUGCUGCUGCUGCUCUGGAGAUGGAGGUCAGUCAGGCCAUCAGUAGAGAGAGGCAGGCGGGAGAGGAGAGGAGAGGAUGAGAGAGACUAUUCUUCCUUCCUGCCCAUCCCGAGCGAGGAUGAAGAGAGGAGGAAUGUGAUGACGCGGAAGCGGAUGGAGGAGGAAGGAAAGAAGGUGGAGAAUUAGGCGUGGAGGAGGUGCAGGGGGGUGAUUGUUGUUACAUCUGUUGUAGAGGGGGGAAGCGGAUUGGCAGGACGAUGGAGAGGGAAGGAAGCGGAGGUGGAAUUCGUAUGACGGAAACACCGAACAGGAUCGUGGGUCCGCAUCGGGAAAUGUGGUGACCGAGGCAGAUCGCUGGAGGAGUAGGGGAACUGAAAUGGGAAGAGACAAGGACAAGAGUGGCAAAGAAAAGAGCUCUGCUGCUGCUGCUGCUGCUACUAUUUCCUGUGCAGAGGGUGUAAACGUCGGAGUAGCAGGAGGAGCCGAUAUUUUGCGAGAAUCGAAGCUGCUAGGCAUAGGUUCUGCAAGAGGAGCUGCUCGCAAACUGGGAAAGUCAAGGUUGAAUGCAGAGGGCUAUGGUUUGCAGCCUGCCGCUUCAAUGGUGUCCUCUUCCGCUUCCAGGGACCAUGGUGCUGUCGCUCCAACUGCCUUCCGAGAGCAUGAUGCCGCGUAUUUUCAUGCCUACUCCCACAUUGGAGUCCACGAAGAGAUGAUAAAGGCAUUCUCCCCGUACCUCGCCUUUCCUUUUCUCUAGCUAGCUGGCUGCCGCGCUCGAGCGCUUGCUUGCUCUUUUCAUUGAGCUUGCCGAUUCUAGGUAUCCUUGGCGAUUGCUUGACGUUAUCAACAAAGGUUUUCACCGGCAAAAGAAACGGUGAAUCCCUGCGGGAGACGAAGAAUUCCCUCCUGAACAGCUGCGGAAUGCUGCCCCAGUGCCCAGGUGUUCUGUCUGCCACAGUGGUGUCAUUCUUCGAAGAGACACGACUCAUGAGUUGCCAUGAAGAGAAUCCAGAAGCAAUCAUCCUUAUUCCUUAUCUGUCCCUGUCAUAUUGCGACGAUUACUGACAGGUGUAGUGAUACUGUCCUGUCCAGUAACCGUUAAUCAGAUCACACCGUUUCUCCUGACCUUCCAUAUUUUGAAUUGAACAGUGUGCUUGCACGCACUGACUUGCCAAGCUUUUGAGAGUUACCGCAUUCGGUUGACAAGAACAGAAGACGACAUUCUUUCUAGCACUCCAGGUUCCUGGCGUGGUGUUAGUCCGUAACGUAGAGAGUGCAGUAGACUGCUGCGAGUCAUUAUGGCUGCUUAUUCUGGAACGUCUCGGCCACCCUGGCAGAAGAAGGAUCGGACACGAACAGAUGCCUAUCGGGACGCCAUUUUCAUGCAUACGGAUGCCAUUCGUGAUAAGGUGGUGGUAGAUGUCGGAUGUGGCACCGGUAUUCUCUCUAUCUUUUGUGCAUUUGCGGGUGCUCGCAAGGUCUAUGCCAUCGACGCAAGUGAUAUUGCUGUCCAGGCACAAGAAGUGGUAAAAGCUAAUGGACUAUCUGAAAUCAUCACCGUCAUUUUAGGACGAGUAGAGGAAGUCGAUAUACAUGAGCAGGUCGAUGUCAUUGUUUCAGAAUGGAUGGGUUACAUGCUUUUAUACGAGAGCAUGUUACCGAGUGUUAUCUGUGCGCGCGACCGCUGGCUGAAACCCGGAGGUCUUAUACUACCAUCUCAUGCCACGCUUUACAUGGCUCCUAUCACCAACGCCGAGAGGUAUGCGGAUAGCAUAGAUUUCUGGCGCAACGUAUACGGCAUUGAUAUGUCUGCUAUGUUGCCACUUGCAAAACAGUGUGCAUUUGAGGAGCCUUGCGUCGAGUCAAUAACCGCCGAGAACGUACUUUCAUGGCCUGUAGUGAUCAAACACAUUGAUUGCAGUAAAGUGACAAUACAAGAACUCGAGGUGGUCACAACAAAUUUUUGCGUUUCGUCUAUGAUGAUGGCAUCUCUUCAUGGCUUCGCCAUGUGGUUCGACGUUACCUUCGGUGGUCAAAAUUCUCAAGAGUUUGAGUCAGCCGGAGAGUCACCGCAGGAUAGUCCACCUGCCAGUGACUACGAGAGCAUGGCCCUGAAUCUACGUCGAAGACGAGGAAAUGAGACCUUGGUCCUUUCAACAGCACCGGAGGAAAAUCCUACUCAUUGGCAACAGACAAUUCUCUACAUUUACGACCCAAUCGAAGUUACGCAAGACCAGGUGAUUACAGGGUCAAUCACCUUGGCACAGACUCGGGAGAAUCCCAGAUUUCUGAACAUACAUCUGGAGUACAGUUCUGGAGACCGUCGAUGUGUAAAGGAAUCUGUAAUGCGGUGAGAGAGUCGGAGACACAUGCGUGUUUUCACUCCAGUUUUGAAGAUUAGUUUGUGUUUGGGACAGAUCUAGGUUAUUCUUUGUCUUAGCCCGAAGUUAAUUGUUUGUGAGGUAAAUGGCAAACCAACCCGAGCAUGUUCUCUAUAUCGUGGUCAACGUUGUAGUACGAAAGGUAGACACUUUUUACUACCUUCCUAGAGUUUAGUCAUAAAGUAAAGUGCACCGUGCUUGCCUUCAUGGGUUCCAUACCAGAGUAGUAUGAGUGUCUUCGCCCUCGGUUUGAAAAAUUGGUCGCAUCUUUACUAUCACGGCAGUCGCGAGCAAUCAGUCAAGGUAGCAUCCGCCAUGUAGCAUACAAGUACAUGGCUCCACUGGUUUGAGCAUUUUUUUUUGUUUACAACUCCGAGGCCCUUCAUAUGGCAUCGGAAUGCUCAAACCAAGAAAAUAAAAAGUACACAUGCCCAAUCAGUCGUCUGGUGCUAUCCUUCACUUGUGUCAAAAUAUUCUCCAUCAUGUAGCUCCUCAGGUAACACUUGU
Marchantia polymorpha subsp. ruderalis is the source of this 3148-nucleotide messenger RNA. Lineage: Eukaryota; Viridiplantae; Streptophyta; Marchantiopsida; Marchantiales; Marchantiaceae. The record is from the annotation of a GenBank genome assembly.